AAGAAGAAGAGAAAUCUCAAGCCACCUGUGACAUCAAGAUCAAGAGCAGCCCAGUGUUUAGUGUUUACAUCUUGACCCUCGGAGCAGCGCUAGGUUGUUAAGGAGCUUCUCUUACCCGCUCCCCUGCAUCCCCUGGUCCUUUACUUUGUCCUGCAGCCUCGCCAGAAGGUGUGAAGAUGGCAGACUCCAAAGAAGAUGCAGGCAAGACAGAGGCACCCAAGGCGGCAUGUAAAGGCAGCUCAUCAACUCCAGCUGAAGGAGGAACAAAGUCUAAGGCGCUUGAGGGAGCCAUCGGGGGAAUGAGAGACCCCAGCAAGAGGAGUGAGGAGGAAGACAGCGGUGAGGAAGAUGACCAUGAAGACGACUUGGACGAUGAUGGCAAUGACGACGAGAAGGAUGAGGAGGACCAAGAAGGGUUCAUGAGUAUGUUACAGAACUUUCUAAUGAGCAAAUUGGACCUUGGUGGCCAUGGGGAGGCUGAAAAGGUCUUGGAGGAGGUGAGUGUGGAAGGAGUAGUGAAGUACAUUAAAAGUGGGCAGUGCAAGAACAUCAUCACCAUGGCUGGCGCAGGCAUCUCCACGUCUGCAGGUAUCCCAGACUUUCGCUCGCCAGGCACGGGUUUAUACAAUAACCUCGAGAAAUAUAACUUGCCCUUCCCAGAGGCCAUAUUUGACAUUGAAUUCUUCAAAAGCAACCCAAAACCUUUCUUUGUCCUGGCCAAAGACCUGUACCCCGGCGCCUUCAACCCCACGCCCUCCCACUGGUUCAUUCGCCUCCUCCACGAGAAGGGGCUCCUCCUGCGUCACUAUACCCAGAAUAUUGACACACUGGAGCACGUUGCCGGCCUGCCCGCUGACAAGGUGGUGGAGGCACAUGGCACCUUCCGCACUUCCCACUGCAUCGCCUGCCACAAGGAGUACAGCCAAGAGUGGAUGAAAGAGGAAAUCUUCAAGGACAACAUUCCCACGUGUACGGAAUGCAGCGGCCUCGUCAAGCCGGAUAUUGUGUUCUUCCGUGAAAACCUUCCAACCAGAUUCUUCCAGUUGAUGCAGACAGACUUCCCCGAGUGUGACCUGCUGCUGAUCAUGGGCACCUCCCUCACAGUGCAGCCCUUUGCCAUGCUCAUCAACAAUGUGCCAUCCACGUGUCCACGGCUUCUCAUAAACCGGGAGAAGACAGGAACAAUGGACCCAAUGAUGGCCAUGCUGCAGGGGAUGCUGAGUAGUGGCGGCUCUGGCCUGGCCCUCGACUCCCCGCGGAACACUCGAGAUGUUGCUUUGCUGGGAGACUGUGAUGAAGGCUGUGUCAAAUUAGCAGACAUGCUGGGCUGGAAGGAGGAUUAUGAGAAGCUCUUCACCUCUUCCAAGAAGGCUGAAGAGUAAGAUGGUGCUCGCCAUAGAACAAUUCAUCACACUGGCUGUAGAAAGUGAAAGAUUGGAGUGUUGAAACAUAUCUAAGUCAGCAUUGGUUCUUGAGUCUGACUUAGCCAGUGUCUAAAUUAAAACAGUGCAAAAUAUAUGAGUGUGGCAUUGCUUAGAUUUAAGACACAUAGUGUAUGCAUAAUGAGGCAUGGCAGACUUCCUUAUGCUCAGGGUAUUGGUUUGGGCAAUAUUGUUAGAUCUUUUAUUGCUUUGGUUAUUGUUAUGAUAUUAUGCAGUGUUUGUUACAUAAUAUUUUAGCUUUAUUGCAUGUCUCCCCAUCUUUCUCUCUCUUUCUUCAUGGAGGUAAUGGAGCAGAGGAACAUCAACACCAGCAGCCCUACCAACACCUAUCUGGCUCACUGUUUUCUUGCUGGCCACGCCCUCACUUGCUCUGGCCAGCCACUUUGGUAGGUUCUGGAAAACAUCUAUCGAAACAAAGUGUUCCUCUAGUGCCUUGGCAGUGUUUUGUCAGGCCUCUUCUGCUUAGCUCUCUGGCUUUCUUAGAGGUAGUCUGUCAAUCACAUGCUUUUGUGCUCCAGAUUUUGAUAUUAUUUGCCUUAGCUCAACUUUUAUACAAGAUAGACAUAUUUGGUUGACACCAUUAUGCUCAGCAGUAAUCAUAGAACUCAUAUAUAUUUGUUAAAGAUUAGUAAAAAAAAUAAUUAAAUUAUAUCAACUUUAAUUAAAAGAACAACUCCAAAAUGUGUAUACCACUCUUUUCAUAUCGCUAUUUAUAAGAAUUAUUGAAUCAGCAAUGAAAUGAAUCAUUACACCCUAUAAAGAUAAGUCCCUGAGAUGAUAAAGCCAGAGAUAUUCUUAAUAAUCUAUCAGAACAUGCCACGUGGGUAGUGUGUGCCUAGACGUGGGCACACCGGCCACUGCCAAUGUUUUGUGAGUUUGAGUGCUAUGACAUACAUUCAUGCUUUCAUGCUUUCCCCAGACAAACAAAUUUUAUCCUCAGUUCUCUUAUUCUUUGUUCCUCACAUGAUUUCUUUAAUGCUUCUUUAUGUAUGCUCUUUCCCCCAAAAAUCUUAACUGAUGACCUCUUUUCCUAACUCCUUUUAAACUGUCUUCCUAAAGGUUGGUCAUUCUGUUUCAUCUCUACUUAUUAUUUUCCUCCUAGAUUAUGGCUAUAUCAUCAGAAGGCCACUAUCUAUCCCUCUAUUCAAGUCUACUGAGUAUACAUCAGUAUGUGGAAAGGCUUCACUCACAGCUCUUCUAAAGUAUGGACUUACAGACUAUUGGCCUCAUCAUCUCUCUCUUAACUGUCUUCCAACUUUUUACAGUCUGCUACAAUUUAUUAUUUCUUGUUAUAUAUAGCCAUCUUUUAUUUGUCUUCAUCUUCAUUAAACUUUGACACCCCAACAUAUAUCAAUUGUUGGCUUGUGUUUAUACCUAAGUUGGAGCGUCAAAGUUUAACAUUCGUACAGUCCUGCCAGGGGUCGAUAUUUUCAGACGCUUCCACCUCUCUUGUCAACAAUUCUCAAAGGCCGAAAAAGAGUUUAAUCGGGUUUUCAUGAGUGUUUAUUCACGUUCAGGGUACAGAAGAAGGGUCGAACUACCACCAGGAAUAUAAAAGUACCUGCUGGAAAUAUCUAUAACCCCUGCGAAACCCUGUCAAAUGUGUGUUUAAGCGGCGAGGCAUUUGAGAAUAAUGGUCUUAGGGUUGUCCUCGUGAUGGCUUGGGGUCGUAUUAUAAAGCAUUUCGUCGCCCAAGCGCACAUAUUUGACAAGGCUUUCGUAGGAGCUGUGGGCAUUUCCAGGAUUAGUUUGAUGACCCUGGUGGUAGUGUGACCCUUCUUCUGUACCGUGAACCUGAAGAAACACUCAUUAGAACCCGACAGACCCCCUCUUUGACCUUUAAAAAUAGCUGAUAUGAGAAGCGAAAGAAUCUUUUGUUGUUUGCCCCGCCACUGUCAGCCUCGCAGCACGUGUGGGGGCGGGGCCAGCUGGCGGGGCGGGGCGGGGCUUGGGGUGCGUUGCCGGGGAAACCACGUCAAACAAUCCUCCUUCUUCUUCUUCUUUUGACCUGUUCCGCUUUGUAUCGCUUCUUUUUAGGUCCGUCUGGCGUGAAAUAGAAAGUACGCUUGUGAAUAAAGGAGGAGAGGUGUGCUGAAGCAUGUACUGUUGGCCUAUUUGAAGUGUAAAGUAAAUAUAUAACGAUGUAACUACGUA
Messenger RNA from Eriocheir sinensis (Chinese mitten crab), 3596 nucleotides. RefSeq names its product NAD-dependent protein deacetylase sirtuin-2-like. Lineage: Eukaryota; Metazoa; Arthropoda; Malacostraca; Decapoda; Varunidae. The coding region runs from base 177 to 1382 and encodes 401 amino acids. Gene Ontology annotation, molecular function: NAD+ binding. The transcript has 9 exons. The record is from RefSeq and is a predicted model, not a curated record.